UUGAUCAACAAAGUUCCCUUUCUAUUAUCGCCGGCCUUGCACAACAUUGUACCACCAAACAUAAAUAAAUAUUACAUACGUCACCAACGAAUUACAGCACCGAAUAAUGUUAACUUUCCCUCUCUGUCCAAAACCCACCACCUUGAACUCUCUCUGAUACUUGUUUCAUCAAGAUGAAUGACCUUCUCACGGAUUCAUUCGUCGGGGAUGCCAAAGGCAGUCCUCUGAGAGAACCUGAUAUUGAGAUGGGCACCCAGUAUCCCAGGAGUAACUCGGAUGUGGGAAUGGAAGGAUUUAAUAAGCAGGUACAAGAGGUUGAGAAACAGGUGGAUAAACUGUCUGGUUUACUUACAAAACUUAAGGAUGCCAAUGAGGAAUCAAAAUCAGUUACAAAAGCAUCUGCCAUGAAAGCUAUCAGGAAGCGUAUGGAGAAAGAUGUUGAUGAAGUGGGAAAGAUAGCACGGAAUGUGAAAGCAAAAAUUGAAGCAAUAAAUAAAGAUAACUUAGCCAAUCGACAGAAGCCCGGGUGUGAAAAAGGGACAGCUGUUGAUAGGUCAAGGAUGAACAUGACAAAUUCCUUGACGAAAAAGUUUAAAGAACUGAUGAUAGCAUUUCAGACCUUGAGACAGAAGAUAGACGAGGAAUAUCGUGAGGUGGUGGAAAGAAGGGUGAUCACAGUCACUGGAAGUAGACCAGAUGAAGAGACAAUCAACAACCUUAUUGAAACUGGAAACAGUGAACAAAUAUUCCAGAAGGCUAUCCAAGAAACAGGACGCGGGGAGGUAAUAUUUCUGCUCUAUUUUAAGUUUUAUGUAUCUUUUUUCUAAUCCCUCAAUUCGAAUUUACAAAUUGCACGA
Messenger RNA from Olea europaea var. sylvestris, 857 nucleotides. Its product is annotated as syntaxin-132-like. Gene Ontology annotation, cellular component: endomembrane system; plasma membrane; SNARE complex. The transcript is spliced from 10 exons. Bases 174 to 827 code for a protein of 217 amino acids. NCBI's taxonomy places the organism in Eukaryota, Viridiplantae, Streptophyta, Magnoliopsida, Lamiales, Oleaceae. Gene Ontology annotation, biological process: intracellular protein transport; exocytosis; vesicle fusion. Gene Ontology annotation, molecular function: SNARE binding; SNAP receptor activity. The record is from RefSeq and is a predicted model, not a curated record.